This is a messenger RNA of Prorocentrum cordatum, 495 nucleotides long. The record is from the annotation of a GenBank genome assembly. NCBI's taxonomy places the organism in Eukaryota, Dinophyceae, Prorocentrales, Prorocentraceae.
AUGGAGGGGGGCAGGAAGCAGAAGGAGCAGAAGGAGGACGGAGGACGCGGGCGCGGAGGGCGGAGAAGCAGGUGGAGCAUGCCCCUCGAGAGAGAGGACUCGGUGGGGAAGCCAGCGCUGAGCCCACAGGAAUUCGCUUGGCUUUCGCAAAAGUAUCUCCACAGCGAGCCUUACACUUUCGGCCAGGGCGGCGAUUCAGGCGUCUCCGAUACGACAAGCCCAUCAAGGAAGAAACUGGUAUGCCAGCAUGCACCAGGAAGGUGGGAACACGCACGGCCGAGUUCACAGGUGGAAUACACCGAGGCCGCGCAGUGGAAACGCGUGGCCUGAGCCCCACGUGCCCAGCCUCCGAAAGGCCGAGCGCUGGAAAGACGCACGGCCGCGUGCCUAUAGCUCGCGCCCAGGCCGCCCGCGAUGCACCCAGCUAAGCUUAGGUCGGACGUGUCCCCCUACUGGCAACGCGCGCUUUCCUCCUGUAGAGGGGCGCGCCCGCCU